GCGACCAAGGCAGAGCCCGGGCGGGAGGGCGGCCCCCGAGCAGAGGGGGCCUGGGGAGUCUGUACUCUGUAGCCGCCCCCCAGCACAGGGCUCAGCGGACGGGGCGUGAGCCGGACCCGGGAGGAGGCGGGGGCAGCGGCGGGACCUGCCCUGAGCUGUCCCGAGCUUCCCCAAGUCCCGCAGCCGCCCGGCCGGGACACGCGGGGAGCAGCAUGGCCCGACUCCGCCACGCAGGCUGCUGCUGGGGGCUCAUCCUCCUGUGGGCGGCGGCCCGAGCAGAAAUCCGCUAUGCAACUGUAUAUUGGAUGAAAACUGAGAAAACAAUCCAGGUCAAAGAUGUAUUGGACAGGAAUGGAGAUGCCUAUGGCUUUUACAAUGACACUAUACAAUCAACAGGGUGGGGGAUUCUGGAGAUCAGAGCAGGCUAUGGGAGUCAGUCCAUAGGCAAUGAACGCCUCAUGUAUGCAGCUGGCUUUUUGGAGGGCUAUCUCACAGCUCCGCGUAUGUAUGACCAUACUUCAAACCUGUAUCCGCAACUAAUUAAGAAUCCCACCAUUCUAAGCAGAGUUCAGGAAUUUAUGGGGAAACAGGAUCAAUGGACCAGACAACAAAUAAAAAAUAAUAAGGAUGACCCCUUCUGGAGACAUGCUGGCUAUGUUAUUGCACAGCUGGAUGGGCUGUACAUGGGAGCCCAAGAAUGGGCUAAGCACCACAAGCAAAAACCCCUGAGUGUCUUUGAGGUCCGCUUCCUGAAUGCAGUUGGAGAUCUACUGGACCUUAUUCCUGCAUUAUUCACGUAUUCAGCAGUGGGUUGGUAUAAGGGUGACCCAGCAGGCUUUGGGAGAUAUCAGUGGGACAUGGGUCACUGCUCUGCUCUUAUCAAGGUUCUCCCUGGAUAUGAGAACAUCUAUUUUGCUCAUUCCAGCUGGUUUACAUAUGCAGCUACGUUGAGAAUAUAUAAACAUUGGGACUUCAACAUCACUGAUCCAAAGACUGUUACUGGUCGGAUGUCAUUUAGCAGUUACCCAGGUUUUUUGAUGUCUCUGGAUGACUUUUACUUACUUGGCAGUGGCUUGGUAAUGUUGCAGACCACAAACAGUGUGUUUAACCAAACUCUUCUUAAACAAGUGGUGCCCAAAUCUCUCUUUGCUUGGCAGAGAGUCCGUAUUGCCAACAUGAUGGCAGACAAUGGCAAAACCUGGGCACAAACUUUCUUAAGAUGCAACUCGGGGACCUAUAACAAUCAGUACAUGGUCCUGGAUAUGAAGAAGGUUAAGCUGCAAGGGAGCCUGGAUGACGGAGCACUCUAUAUCAUUGAGCAGAUCCCAACACUUGUGGAGUAUUCUGAUCAGACAAGUGUUCUCCGUAAAGGAUACUGGCCUUCUUACAACAUCCCUUUCCAUGAAACCAUCUACAACCUCAGCGGGUAUGCAAAGUACGUUGAGAAAUACGGCCUGGACUUUUCUUAUGAACUGGCUCCCAGAGCAAAAAUCUUCCGACGGGACCAGGGGAAAGUGACUGACUUGGAGUCCAUGAAGUAUAUAAUGAGAUAUAACAACUACAAGAAGGAGCCCUAUGCCAAGCUCAAUCCGUGCAACACUGUCUGCUGCCGCGAAGACCUGAACCCUUCUCUCCCAGUGCCAGCAGGCUGCUAUGACUCAAAGGUGGCAGAUUUCCAUAUGGCUUCGGUGUUUGCAGCCUGUGCUGUCAAUGGCCCACCCGUAGAGGAUGGGCUUCCUGUUUUCAGCUGGAAACAAUUCAAUGGGACCAGCCAUCAGGGUCUGCCAGAAUUCUACAACUUUGACUUCGUCACCAUGAGGCCAAUCCUGUGAAACUGGUAUCAGGAUUUAUGAAAAAAUAUUUUUCCUUUUUCUGAAUACUUCCAUUCUCCCACAAAAUAAAACAUUCUUUAAG
Messenger RNA from Mauremys mutica (yellowpond turtle), 1914 nucleotides. RefSeq names its product phospholipase B domain containing 1 (gene PLBD1). Gene Ontology annotation, cellular component: extracellular region. The transcript has 11 exons. Gene Ontology annotation, molecular function: glycerophospholipase activity. Lineage: Eukaryota; Metazoa; Chordata; Testudines; Geoemydidae. The record is from RefSeq and is a predicted model, not a curated record. Bases 213 to 1832 code for a protein of 539 amino acids. Gene Ontology annotation, biological process: phospholipid catabolic process.